CCAGCUCUGCAGCACCUUUCAGCCCCUCAGUACAUCUAGUUGCUGUCAACCACAGAACUCACACCAUUCUGUUUCAUUCUCUGUUUGGACAGUGAGCUCACCUCCCCUCUCUCUCCUCACGCUACUGCAGGGUGGGAGAUGCAACAAUGGCCUUGAGAACAGCAGGAAGUGUGUUGGUGGUCUUUCUCUGGUCUGUAGCAGUGAUUCUGGGUCAGAAUAGCAGGAUUGUGACCUACACCAAGAAUAGUUUCUGUACCUUGAAGGGGUCAACAGUGGAUCUAUCCUGCUCUUACACAUAUCCCAGAGGUCAUACAGUCACAGCAACCACAUGGUAUAAAUGGAAGAGUUUGACCUGGACUCACAUCCCAGAUAAAUAUGAGGAUCGUAUAGAGUACCGUGGGAAUAAGGAGAAUGACUGCACCCUGAGAAUCACAGACCUGAGAGAGGAGGAUUCAGCAUCAUAUUACUUCUCAUUUUCAACAGGCUCAAGGACAUCUGGCUCAGCUGUCACUCUCUCUGUCACAGAUCUAAAGGUGACUGGGGGAACAAGAGGGGAGUAUUGGACGACACUGACCUGUAUCACCACCUGUACUCUGACUGACAACCCCACCUACAUCUGGUACAAGAACGGACAACAUCAACACGAGAGAACCUCCCCCCAGUACAAAUACUCAGUCUACAGUAACAGUAAAGACAGCUACUCCUGUGCUGUAAAAGGCCAUGAGGAUCUCCCCUCUCCUGCAGUGUGUGUUCAGGGUCAGAGCUGCAACAGAGUGACUUACACCAAGAGGACAAUCUGUGUCUUGAAGAGGUCAACAGUGGAUAUAUCCUGUACUUAUAUAAGUGGUGAUGAUACAGUCAAAUCAUCACUCUGGUUUAGUCCUAAACAGAGUGACAGCUGGAGGGAUGAGUUGAUCCCUGAGGACCUAACCACAGACCCAGGGUAUGCAGGUCGUGUGGAGUAUGUUGGAGAGAAGGAGAGAGGUCGCUCCACCCUGAGAAUCACAGAUCUGAGAGAGGAGGACUCUGCUCAGUACAAGUUCAUAUUCAACACACAGACAUCAAGAUGGGGACACAGCUUCCCUGGAACAACUCUGACUGUCACAGACCUGCAGGUGAAGGUGACUCCUGCCACAGAGGCAGGGAAGAGGACACUGACCUGUAUCACCACCUGUACUCUGCCUGACAACCCCACCUACAUCUGGUAUAAGAACAGACACAAAGUAAAGGAGGACACUUCCAGCCUGGACUCAGACUCCUUUAGUGAUGCAGACAGUUACUCCUGUGCUGUAAAAGGCCAUGAGGAUCUCCUCUCUCCUGCAGUGUGUCAGAAGUGUUGGAGUGUGACUUACACCCAUCAGAGUAUCUGUGCUUUGAAGGGGUCAACAGUGGACAUAUCCUGCUCUUACACAUAUCCCAGUUACCAUGAGAUCAAACAAGCUUUCUGGUUUACUAAAUGGUCUGGUAUGGAUCCUGUAGAUCUGAGCUCAGUGCCAGGGUAUGAGGGUCAUAUAGAGUACCUUGGGGAUAAGGAGAGUGACUGUACCCUGAGAAUCACACACCUGAGAUUGAGUGACUCUGCUGGGUUCAGGUUCAGAUUCAUAACAUCUGGAGGAAAGUAUUCUGGCUCACCUGUCUCUCUGACUGUCACAGAUGUUGUGUUGGAGAUGGAUCCUACAUCUGUGUCAGAGGGGGAGAGAGUCACACUGAGAUGUAGAACCAACUGUACACUGGACCCCAUCACAGUCUACAGUUGGUAUAAGAAUGGACAGUCUAUACCAAACAGCAACACCUCCUCUCCUGUCUAUAUCCUGUUCUCAGUCAGCAGUGAGGAUACAGGCAGAUACUCCUGUUCUGUAGAAGGACAUGAGGAUCUCCCCUCUGCUGAAGAGACUCUCACUGUCACAUAUGGACCAAGGAACACCUCAGUGUCAGUCAGUCCCUCUGGUGAAAUAGUGGAGGGCAGUUCAGUGACUCUGACCUGCAGCAGUGAUGCCAACCCACCUGUGGACAAAUACACCUGGUACAAGAAGAACGUAGCCUCACCAAAGGCAUCAGGACAGAGUUACAACAUCACUAACAUCAUCUCUGAGGACAGAGGAGAAUAUUACUGUGAGGCUGAGAAUAUAAUAGCAUCUAAUAACUCUACAGCUCUGAUGAUCAUUGUAGCAGGGAAACAGACCUCAGUUCUGGUUCUCAUCCUCUGUCUCUCUGGACUCAUGUUGUUCAGGAAGAAGGCCUCCAAACCCACCAACACAAGAGACACAGCAGACGAUGGACAGGGAGACUCUAGUCCAGUGUAUGACAACAUCUCAAACAUGGCCAUGACCUCUACUGCAGCACAGACAGCUGACACAGACAACCAGGAUGAUGUUCACUACGCCAGUGUCCACUUCUCUGGCUCCAAAAACCAGGAAGUGCCUCUGUACUCCACCGUCCAGCUGCAUCAACCACAGAAACAGGACCAAGAUGUCCAAUACGCUGCUGUGAAAUUCAACCUCCCCAGUUCUACCACCCGACCUGCAGCAGCACAAGCAGCUGAGGAGGACUCCUCUGUUCUCUACAGUACAGUCAAUAAACCCUGAACCAAGAAGACCUGAACACAACAAACCCAGAACCAAGAAGACCCAAACACAACAAACCCAGAACCAAGAAGACCUGAACACAACAAACCCAGAACCAAGAGUACCUGAACGCAACAAACCCAGAACCAAGAAGACCUGAACACAACAAACCCAGAACCAAGAAGACCUGAACACAACAAACCCAGAACCAAGAAGACCCAAACACAACAAGCCCUGAACCAAGAAGACCUGAACACAACAAACCCAGAACCAAGAAGACCUGAAUGCAACAAACCCAGAAAGAAGAAGACCUGAACAGAACAAGUUUGACAAAAACCUUGUAUAUCUGGACCUGUAUAUCUAAACUAAGUGAUAUAAUGCCUGUGGAGGUGUGGAAUAUUGACCAUUAUAAACUGGGUGGUUGGAGCCCUGAAUGCUGAUUGGCUGACAGGUGUGGUAUACCAGACCGUAUACCAUGGGUAUUAACAUUUGUAUUUACUGGUCUAAGGACAUUGGUAACCAGUUUAAAAUAAGGCACCUCUGGGUUUGUGGUGCAUCCAAGC
This is a messenger RNA of Oncorhynchus masou masou (cherry salmon), 3127 nucleotides long. Its product is annotated as B-cell receptor CD22-like. The transcript has 13 exons. Lineage: Eukaryota; Metazoa; Chordata; Actinopteri; Salmoniformes; Salmonidae. The record is from RefSeq and is a predicted model, not a curated record. Bases 147 to 2585 code for a protein of 812 amino acids.